UUCAAGUCCAAGAUAAAUUCACCUCCACCAAACACCCUUUCUGUCUACUCUCUGUUUGAAAAAACACAUAAACUAAAAUCCUCUCAGUUUUAUCCAACUCCGCCGCCGCUAAAUGUCAGUCCAAGACCCCCCACCACCGUCCCCAUCUCCACCACCGCCGUCAAACGCCGGCGAAACCGAGGACGAAACGUGGGUAUGGACCCAAAUCAAAGCCGAAGCCCGGCGUGACGCCGAAUCCGAACCAGCACUCGCAAGCUACCUCUACUCAACAAUCGCCUCUCACUCCUCUCUCUCCCGAUCUCUCUCCUUCCACCUCGGCAACAAGCUCUGCUCCUCCACGCUCCUCUCCACCCUCCUCUACGACCUCUUCCUCAACACCUUCUCCUCCGACUCCUCCCUCCGCUCCGCCACCGUCGCCGACCUCCGCGCCGCCCGGAUCCGCGACCCGGCCUGCCUCUCCUUCUCCCACUGCCUCCUCAACUACAAAGGCUUCCUCGCUCUCCAAGCCCACCGGGUCGCCCACAAGCUAUGGAUCCAGAACCGAAAACCCAUUUCCCUCGCUCUCCAUUCCCGGGUCUCCGAUGUCUUCUCCGUCGAUAUUCACCCGGCGGCGAGGAUCGGGAAGGGGGUUUUGUUGGAUCAUGCGACGGGGGUGGUGAUCGGAGAGACGGCGGUGGUGGGGAACAAUGUGUCGAUUCUUCACCAUGUGACAUUAGGGGGGACUGGGAAGGUGGGUGGGGACAGACAUCCGAAGAUUGGAGACGGGGUUUUGAUUGGGGCUGGAGCGACGAUUUUGGGGAACGUGAAGAUUGGGGAGGGGGUAAAGAUAGGGGCGGGGUCGGUGGUGUUGAUAGAUGUGCCGCCGUGGACGACGGCGGUGGGGAAUCCGGCGAGGUUGGUGGGUGGGAAGGAACAGCCGAAGGUUCAUGAUGAUGUGCCUGGGGAGUCUAUGGAUCAUACUUCGUUUAUGUCUCACUGGUCUGAUUAUGUUAUUUGACGGUGGUGGUGGUGAAUCGCGGAUUUGGAUUUUCGUUUCGGAAAAUGUUAGAAAUUUUAAAAGCUUUAUUAAAUUUUAUGUAAAAUAUUUAAUAAAAAAUUUAAUAAAACUUUUAACAUUUCUUACA
Molecule: messenger RNA, 1124 nt
Organism: Camellia sinensis
Lineage: Eukaryota; Viridiplantae; Streptophyta; Magnoliopsida; Ericales; Theaceae
Product: serine acetyltransferase 5
Cellular component (GO): cytoplasm
Molecular function (GO): L-serine O-acetyltransferase activity
Source: RefSeq, a predicted model, not a curated record